AUGUCAAAGGCAGUAUAUGCAAAGAUUUGGAUGAGCACACAGAAUUUUAAUGCUCGGAGAAGAUAUGGAUGCUUACAAGUUGGGUCGAGAUUAACUCCUUGGCUUUUGGUUUGGGGGGUUUAUUGUGUGUCCUUAGUUUUUCCUGCUUUAGACACUGACUAUAAAAAGAUGCUUAGCUUUGGAAUUUGGAAAGAAACUGAUGUUGGAUAUAAUAAAACAGCCCCACCACCCUAUGAAUAA
Molecule: messenger RNA, 240 nt
Organism: Plasmodium vinckei vinckei
Lineage: Eukaryota; Apicomplexa; Aconoidasida; Haemosporida; Plasmodiidae
Product: conserved Plasmodium protein, unknown function
Exons: 2
Coding region: 1-240 (79 amino acids)
Source: RefSeq, a predicted model, not a curated record